This is a messenger RNA of Symbiodinium necroappetens, 5685 nucleotides long. NCBI's taxonomy places the organism in Eukaryota, Dinophyceae, Suessiales, Symbiodiniaceae. The record is from the annotation of a GenBank genome assembly.
AUGGCUCCGUCCACACGCGCCGUGGUCCUCCUGGGACUAGUGCUUGCUUGCGGCGCAGUCCGAGUGGAAACCUCCGUAAUGUCCAUCAGCGGUCUCAGCUCCAGUGAAGAUGCCGUUUUUACGCCAGUGGCUGGACCUGACGCAAAUGAAUCUCCGCCGUGUGCCAUCCUCCCCACUUCAGGAGAGGCCACACUUGUGAACCUGAGCGCUCCUUUCGACAGCAGCUGUACAUGGCAUGGAGAUCUCGGGCUGAAGGUGCUUCUGAAGUCGCCGUUGGUUUUUGAAGCCAACCUCCUUCUGAAGGGUGACGUGCAUAUUAUAGCCGCAGCGGAGAUGGACGGACCCUGUAUUACAGUCCAUGGAGAUCUGCUGAUCAAAGGGCAUGCAAGCUUCUCUGGCUGUGUUAACAAGGCCACGCAGAGCAGAGGAGGUGCCAUUCGUACAAAUGGCAACGUCACGGUUUCCGGUGGCAGCACGCUGCAGCUUGACAACUGCCAGUUGGUGGUGCCUGGGUCGGAGAAUUUCUCCCAGAGUUUCAAUGCUUCGUUUCAUGCGACGAACUGCUCCGCCUCCAACAACGGCGGAGGUGUUUGUGUUGGAAGCUUUCAGCAAGAAGCCUAUGCCACAACCCAUUUGUUGAGCUGCUGGGCGAAGAAAUUUGGUGGUGGCCUACGCGUUUCCAACACCUUUACGCAGAGUUCGCACUCAGUUCUUCAUGUAAAAAACUGCUCAGCAAACAUCGGUGGCGGUGCAUCGGUUGAGGGAGGCUUUUAUCAGAAGGCCCACGGCAGCGCACGUUUUAGCAGCUGCAGCGCGAGGAAGUCUGGUGGUGGCCUGAGGGCUGGAAACGUCUAUCAGGACUUGAAGUCCUCCUUUCAUGCCGAGAACUGUGCAGCUACCGAAGAGGGUGGUGGCCUAUAUGUUGACAAGAACUUCACCCAGAUCUCGAAUGCAUCGCUUCACGCAGAUAGCUGCUCAGCACGUGACGGCGGAGGUGUCUUUGUCGGUACAAGCUAUGACCAGGAAGCCCACAGCACUGCACGUUUCACGAACUGCAGAGCGAGGCACGACGGUGGCGGCCUGCAUGCUGCAUUAUACACCCAAGGCUUGAACACGGUGCUCGUCGCUGAGAACUGCCGUGCCACUACGGGUGGUGGCAUCUUGGUUACCGGAAGGUUUCAUCAAAAAGAGCGCAGCUUUGCACGCUUCAGGAGCUGCAUGGCCGUAGCAGCAGGUGGAGGCCUGCAUGCCUCAGACUUCUACCAAACCUGGCAUUCCGCCCUGCAUACCGAGAAUUGUUUAUCAAAGAGCUCCCUUGUUGACACCGGUGGCGGCGGCGCCUUUGUUAGAGGAAGGUUUCACCAGAACAACCACAGCAAAGUACGUUUUGCGAGUUGCAGGGCAACGUUCGGUGGUGGCCUGCACGCAAAACAAGUGCACCAGCACUUGAACUCCUCCUUCGAAGCCGAGAACUGUACAGCAACCUAUGGUGGUGGUAUUCAUCUGUCCCGCCCAGACACAAUCCUCAGCAGUGCUUCCAGAGCUAGCUUUCAUCAAAGGGAAUACAGUUCUGUGCGGUUUAGCAAUUGCAGGGCGGAGAAGAGAGGUGGUGGUCUUGACGUUGAGGAUGACAUUGUGCAGGGCUUUGGCUCCUGGCUUCAUGCGGACCAGUGUGCGGCAACCCACGGCGGCGGCGUUUUCAUCGGGGGAAGCCUUAAUCAAACAGAGCACAGCUUGGCGAGAUUUACAAGCUGCAGUGCCAAGGAAAGCGGUGGGGGUGCGUGGAGUGCCGAUAUUCAUCAAGGAGACCACAGCUCUGCGAUCUUGGAGAACUGCUCUGCAAAAGAGGGCGGCGGGAUUUUCGUUAACGCGAGUUUGCACCAACAGGGACACAGCUCUUCCAGAUUUACGAGUUGCAAUGCAGAAGUCAUCGGUGGUGGUCUCCGCGUUCGUGGCGAUCUUAUCCAAAACAUGAGCAGCCAGUUGCAUGCAGAGGAUUGCUUUGCGAAGGCAGGUGGAGGCUUCUACGUAACCAACUUCUUUCAGGAGAAAGACAGCCAGGCUGAGUUCGUGAAUUGCACCGCUGUGCGGAACGGUGGCGGCAUGUUCGCCGAUGCCACAUUCGCUCAGGGCGCAGGUGGCCACACUCGCUUCGAGAGAUGCACGGCAUUGCAACAAGCUGGUGGAGGCCUAUCAGCCCGGGCGCUAUUCUCGAACGGUUCCAUCCAGUUUCGAUCCUGCAGUGCUGAAGCAGGGGGUGGGCUUCAUGUCCAAGAAGAUGGGAAAUUGCAUUGCGGAGUUUCUUUGCUCUUUCAGGACUGCACGGCCAAAUCAUUUGGUGGCGGGAUAUUGUCUGAGGCUGGUGAACAACAAGCUAUCGCAAAUCUGAGUUUCGAGCGCUGUCGGGCCAGAACUGCGUCGGUUCUCAUGAUGACUUCCAGCAUCGCUGACUUGCAACUCAAGCAGCUCUUCAUGACUGAUAACACAGGUAACGAUGGGGUGGACAUCAGUGCUGCAGGUAGCAUUGCAAUCGAAUCAGCUCAUUUUCACGCUCAAUCUGGCGGUGUCCAAAUCGAGACAGCGGAGACUUUGCAUCUGGAUGAUGUGCUGGACUGCACCAAUGUCAGCCGAUGUAGAUUCCGUGCCAAGACAGCGCAUGUGGCUGGGUUCCGAUGCCCGGUGGGCACAGGAACUGGCACCGGUUUAAAUUCGUUCGAUCAGGGCUGUUUGGUCUGUGCCGAGGGCUACACACAGGUUUUGUUCGGCAGCAGCGAGCCAUGCCUUCACUGCCCUGACAAAGCACGCCAAUGCUUUUCCAGCCACUUCGAGAUGGAGAGUGGGACGAUGGUGGAGCACACCAAUGUCAGCCGCAGCUUCCAUUGCCCAAACGAGGCUGCCUGCCCUGGCGGUCAAUUGCCGGCUGGAACCCCCAUGUGCGCUGAAGGCUACAAUGGCCCAGGUUGUGUUGCGUGCACAACCGGCCAUGCAAAGGCCGACAGCAGUGUGCUCUCCUGCACGAGGUGCAGUGACGAGAGACUUGUGCAGGCAUUGCAGUGGAUCCUUUUCCUCUCCCAGCGCCUUCUCCUGUUCGGCCUCACAGCCACGAGUGCCGGCGCCAAAAGCGCUGGCGACUUGAAGGAGAGCAGCAUUUAUUUGAAUCAGCUGAUGGCCUUCGCCACUAUAUCGACCAUGGUUUUCACAGCGGUGAUGCAGACCAAUACCGCGAAGGACCUGAAGAGCAAUGCCAUAACUUUCUUGUUUGGUGCUGCCAUGGUUGUGGCUGACACCGGGUCUGGCCAAGGUUCCCUUGGCUUCGCCUCCUCGCAGUGCUUGCUGUCCUACAUCGGCUUUCAGCAGACUCUCGGCAGCUCGCAUGUGUUGGACGUCACGGUGGCAGCCGUCCUAGUGGUAAUCCUGUCGUUGGUAAAGGACUCUCGUCUUGCUCUCGUUGCUGGAUUGAACUGCUUCUUGCCCAGCAUCGUUGCAGAUUUUGGCAAGUACAUGGUAUGUUAUCGCCUCGAGCCGGACGACGGCUCCGGCCUCGAGAGCCUGCAUUGCCCGUUUCUGCCGGAGGGCUCGAAGGGUGCAGGCUUCGUGCAGGUGUGCGCCGGCCUGAUCCUUUUCUUGACUCUCGCCCUUUUGGCAUGGGUCCGCCUUUCCAUGUCGAAGGAGGUUCCUCCUCCAAGUCAUGUUGUCUUCCUGACGAGCAAGUACAAGGAGAUGUAUGCCCUUUUUGAGACGGAGCGGUUGGUGAGGAAGACGCUCUUGACCUUGAUCGGAGCCAUGCUCCCCAUUGCAUCUGCACCGGCUCUUCAGAUGGGUUGUCUAGGUGGGGUGGUCUUCUCCUCGUUGAUGCUUUAUGGUGUAGCCCAGCCGUAUCAUACUCCGGCAUGGAAUCGGAGUGAGAUUGCCUUGCUGGCCACCGCCACGUACAUGAUUUUUAUGGUUUCCAGCUUGCUUGCGAACGAGUUCCACUGGGGUCACUCAGUGGCCACCCAGCAGUUCAUCAUCGCCUCCACGCUGAUCCUCGGCGGCGUGGUGAGCUCCUACAUGAGCUUCCGAGUGUUCCGGGAGCUGAUUGUAGAACAGACCCGAGCCGUGACUCAGGUCGGCACAAACUCGCAGAGUGUGCAUGCCUUGACCUCACUGGCGAGGCUCCAGCCGCGUUUUGCGCUGAAACCGCGCGAGGAGGGAGGUGCCGUGGUCCUGCGAGAGAAGAAGGCGCCCGAACAGCGGCGACGUGUCUUUACAGGUCCCGCGGAGGAUGUCGAGGAGGAGGAGGUGAAGCCUUUGUUGGUGAAGCGCCUGUCCUCCUCAGCACCACCGCCCCCGCCUCCCUUCGACGAGAAUGGCGAAGAGGCCGCGCGCAGGCAUUGUGUUUUCUUUCACAAUGCCCCCAAAAGGGUCAGUGAGGGAGUGCUCAAGCGCGUUUUCGAACGGGCUGGCUCCGUGAAGAGACUUCGUAUCUUCCGAGAAGAUGGCAAGUCUCAGGGCAUGGGACUUUGUGAGUUUGUGUCCCCAGAGGGGGCACUGGCGGCAGCCCACAUUCUGGAUGGUGAGAGGAUCGACCCUUCAGAGCUGACUCCGCUUGCAGAGCCUCCACGCACUGCAGCGCCUCGAAACGAGGGCCGACGGAACGAACAGCGGAACUCGAGACAUGCCCAGGCACAGAGGCGGGGCCCCGACAAGAGAGCCCGAACAGGCUCGUCUCCUGGUGCCCGCCAAGCGAAGACGGAGGAGACCUCAGAGCUGAAGCCGCUGGGGGUGUUAAUGAGUCCACCACCACCGCCUCCUCAGCCUGUUCUCAAGUCGAGGACUGCCAGAGAAACUCAGGUAAAGGCUGAAGUCGAGGAUGCGAAAGUCCUAGCCCCGAGUGAAGCUGCGGAUGGCCGCAUCUCCUUCUACAGCCCCAAACAGAAGUCUGAGCAGUCGGAAACCGAAUGCAAGGCCGAGGAUUCGGACUCGGUCUCGCAUUGCACGGACGCUCGCGCAGAACAGGCUCCCGAACUUUCCAGCGAGGAGUCCUGCGAGGUGGAGACCAAGCAGGAGGCCCCUGCAAAGGAUCUCGACGAGGAGAUGAAGCCCGUUGAAGAACCUGCAAAGCCCGAAGUCUUCUCUGAGCCCGAAGCCGAGGAGUCUUCCUGUGUGUAUUUCCACAACGUGCCCUUCGAAGUGAACGAAGAGGACUUGCUGCCGCUCUUUGAACGUGCUGGUCCCGUGAAAGCCCUUCGCCUCUUCACCCUGAAGGAUGGACGAUCCCGAGGCCAAGGGCUUUGCCAGUUCGAGCGGGCGGGUGUCGCAGAGAAGGCGGUUCGGAUCCUCGCCGGCUGCUUCCUCGCCAACCCAAGCAAUGACUCCGAGAAAGAUUCCCGGGAAUUGCAUGUGAAGAUCCACAAGGGAAACACGAAGAUCCUCGACAAUGCCCGUGCUGUCGGUCAGCUGGGUCUCGGUGCAAUGAUGGGCAGCGCCGGUUCUCCUGCGACGCCGCCUCCCUCCUUCACGCUGCCGGCUGUGCCGCCGCCAUCGCCAGUACCGGCAAGUGCUCCUGCCAGCCGGUGCCGGUGCUGCAGCCUCGGCCUCUACAGGUGCCCCGGCUUUUUGUUUAUCGGAGUCUCGUUCAACACUCUGUCCGAAAACUUAAGGACUGCUGUGAAGCCUCCCGUGGUUCAGCCCGGAGUCGCCAAG